Molecule: messenger RNA, 2574 nt
Organism: Trichoderma breve
Lineage: Eukaryota; Fungi; Ascomycota; Sordariomycetes; Hypocreales; Hypocreaceae
Product: AAA ATPase domain-containing protein
Exons: 4
Coding region: 1-2574 (857 amino acids)
Biological process (GO): DNA replication initiation; DNA replication
Cellular component (GO): nuclear origin of replication recognition complex; nucleus
Molecular function (GO): DNA replication origin binding; ATP binding; ATP hydrolysis activity
Source: RefSeq, a predicted model, not a curated record
AUGGACCUCGAUGCAGCUUCUGCGGGCCAAAAGCGAAGUUUUGACGAUCACGAUGCCGAUACAGCUGCAACGCCGAAGAAGCGCAGGAUUGAGGGAGAAAACACUGGCUCUACGACGCCAGGCGCCUUGAGCACCAUCGCCUCGGCCAUCUCGGGCGUUUUUGGAUACGGCAAAAAGGCUGCCGAAACGCAGACACCGACCGAUGCCGCGGGGAAUGGCGUCUCCUUGCCAAAGCCACUGCUGCCGCUAUCUACAACAUCACCGAAUAGGAGUAAGCCAGCCAUCAAGCUAGCAGCUCUAAUUGGAACGAAAUGGGAUAAUGGAGACUUGAUCAAGCCGUCGGCAGCGAAAAGGGGGAGAGGAGGGAGGCGGAAAGCGGCCCCUGUGCCAGAUGCAAUCUCAGCAACAGAAUCGGCAGCGCCUUCAGGUAGAGGCAGGGGAAGGGGGAGGGGGAGAGGCAGCAGAGGUGGGAGAGGUAGCAGAGGAGGAGGAGGACGAGGCGGAUCUAGAGAUACGGCCAGGAAAGAGGACGAGGCGGAGGACAGUAUCGAUAUCAUUGCAAACGAGGCUAAACCAGAAGCCAUGGCCACGCCUCACGAAUCGCCGUCAACGGUGCGCUCUAUCAGGCGUCUCGACUUGAUGCCGCUUUCCAAUGGCAUGCUUGAUACUACAGCGGACGAGCUUUCGACAAACGAGUUCCCUACCGUCAGUCCUUUGAAGAGCAGAAGUCUCAAUUUGAACCAGAGACUAGCUGAGUCAACGAGUACAACGUCGACGCCAAAGAGCAUCCUAUCACCGACCAAGAAAGAGGGGCCUCGGCCGCAAAAGAAUGUUUCUUUUAACAAGAGCGUCGAUGCCGAGGUCACCACUGAAGUCUUCUUUGAGGAUUUGCCCAAAGGCCCCAGUGCCAAAAAGAAGCCUGGUCGAAAGCCCAAGCAGGCCCAGCCUGUUGCUGUUGCCACAGAUGAGAUUGUGUGCGGUGUGUGCUCUAGACCAGACUCGCAAGCACCCAACGAGAUUAUUCUAUGCGACAACUGCGACUUUGCUGUCCAUCAAAUGUGCUACGGAGUACGAGAGAUUCCAGAGGGCGAUUGGCUAUGCAAGUCGUGCGCGCAGGAAGACGUUUUGGGACUGACCAAGAAACCGACUGAGGAGGCUUCUGAAAUAGCUGCCAACUCAGUGACUGCUCCGGCUAUCGAGGUGCCGGAGAUUCCCAACUUGGAUCAUCACUUGCGCACCCUGCAGAGAGUUCUCCUGGAUCGGUGCAACGGCCGGAGGACGAUUCGCAUGUUUGGGCAACAGGAUCAGUACGAGAAGGCGCAUCAGCUCAUUGAGCAGACUGUCGUGGCGGGCGAAGGAAACUCUAUGCUCCUCAUUGGUCCAAGAGGGUGUGGUAAAACAACGAUGAUCAACAACAUUGUUAAGGACAUGUCACGAGAACAUCGACAGGAUUUCCAUAUUGUUAGGCUCAACGGAUUCAUUCAUACAGAUGACAAGCUGGCGCUGAAGGAGAUUUGGAGGCAGCUUGGAAAAGAGAUGCAGGUUGACGACGACUUGCUGACCCGGUCCAACUAUGCUGACACCAUGGCGUCCCUGCUGGCCCUGUUAUCCCACCCUUCGGAAAUCCUGGGGCUGGAUGAGGGAGUCACGUCGCAAUCCGUGAUAUUCAUCAUUGACGAGUUCGAUCUGUUUGCGACUCAUCCCAGGCAGACGCUUUUGUACAACUUGUUCGACAUUGCACAGUCUCGAAAGGCGCCCAUUGCCGUCUUGGGCUGCACAACGCGCCUUGACGUGGUGGAGAUGUUGGAGAAGAGAGUCAAAAGCCGGUUCAGCCACCGGUAUAUCUAUUUGUCUUUACCCAAGAAUCUAGCGGCUUUCUGGCAAGUGUGCCGACAGGGGCUCAUGCUCGGGGAUGUCGAACCAGAGGAAGAAGGACUAGACCAGAGCGUUGAAGGAUUCAGCGAAUUCCAGGCGUAUUGGGAUCACAAGAUUGAGGAUCUCUACAAGCAGCGAGCAUUUCAAGACUUACUACAGUACCACUACUACACAACCAAGUCGCCGUCGGCAUUCUUCAAUGAAUGGAUCUUGCCGCUGUCAUGGCUGACGGCGGGCAAUCCCAACCUCAACAUUCCUGCCGUCGGCUCAGAGUUGACGUCGCUGGCGCCGCCAGAUUCGCGGCUGCACCUGCUAUCGACACUGUCAGAGCUGGAUCUCGGGCUAUUGAUUGCCGCCGCUCGGCUCGACAUUGUGGCCGACACGGACACGGUCAACUUUGCCAUGGCAUAUGAUGAGUACAGCACGCUGGCAGGGCGGCAGCGCGUACAGUCGGCUACGGCAGGCAUGCUCGCGCAGGGCGGCAACGCGAGGGUCUGGAGCAGGGGCGUGGCGGCCGUGGCAUGGGAGCGACUCGUGACGCUGGGAUUGCUGGUGCCAGCGGGCGUGGGAGCAGGCAGCCGAAGUCAGGGACAUGGUGGCCUGGAAGCAAAGAUGUGGAGAGUGGACGUGGCGCUGGAGGAGAUUCCGGUAGCUACGAAGCUGAGCACUGUUUUGGCCAAGUGGUGCAAGGAGAUAUGA